AUGGCGGGGCCCUGCAGAGGCGGCCGGCCGAAUACAAUCGCCGAGUUCCGGCACGUCCGCAUCCGCCGCCUGAUGGACUGCAGAGUCUGCCUCCGCCGCCGCCGUCGCCGCCGCCACGCCGAGCCGCGCCGGCUGAAUAUCAGCUGCGGGGGCGGCUGGGCGGUGGGGGCGGCGGAGGCGCGCUAUCUGAAUGGCGGCGGACGCCGGAAGCCCCGCUCGCCGCGUUAUCUGCCGGGCGGGCGAAGAGAAAGGAGAAAUUCGCGAAAGCUGGGUGUUUCCAAGCGUUUUCAUCUGCCGCCGUGGGAGGUCACGUCCGAGUGCCAGAGGUUUGCGGGGGAGGGCCCGGCUGCAGGUGCGCCUCCAGGAUAUGACGAGCCGCCGCCACCAUCCGGCGCCGCGGGAUGCGAAAUCAGCUGCCAGCGCGCCGCCCCCAGCCACCCACCGCCGCCGCACAAAUGGAUUGAGUGGAGGGCGGCGCAAAUAUUGGUCCGGCGUAGCGGCGUCUACACAGACAGAGGGACACAGGGCGUCCGCUGUUUACUGUCGCCGGCUUUUGUCUCGGCCAGUGGACGCGGCGCCGGCCAUAUCCGCGUGGCGGCGCUGCCGUCGCCUCCUAAUGACCAGGCCUGCCACGACGUGGGCGCAGAGCACAACUUCAGUGGACAUUUCCUCGCGGCGGCGGCGGCGACGGCGGCGGCGGCGGCGGGGGCGCUGGCUGCCAUAACUCGCGGCGCCGCGCCGUUGGGUGACGCUGGCAAGCGUGGCUCGUUACCCCGCCCCCGGCUCUCCGCCCCCAGGGUCCCACCCCCGCCGUGGAAGCGCGCCAGGGCGCCGCGCUAUUGGAAAUCUGUAGGCACGGCCGGCUCCGCCAAACAGCAGCCAUCGAACGGCAGUGGCUCCUCCGCGGAGCUGGAGAUCCGCUGUGGAGAGGAAGAAAUAAAAGAAGUCGUGGGUGGUGGACGGUGGGCAGUGUCCUGCUUGCGCUCGCCGACUGCCCGGGAUAACAGAACGGCGGCCGUUCCUCGAACGGGAACUGCGAGGAAUUAUGUGCCGGCAGAAAGAGCACGCACAAAACGCACGCGAGCAGCAGCGCGAGCGAGCGUCGAAGCGGCUGCUGCAAUCGCAGUGCGCGGCGCGGCCAUAGAGGCGAGACGGCGCGAAACAAAAGGGGUGGCAGACAAUAAAGCUGGCAUCGGAGCGGCCACUGUUAAUGUUUCCUUCCGGAAGGCCGCGAGGGAGCACCCCGCGCGCAAGUUAUGGGCCACACCGCGCAGCGCCGGGGCGACGGCGGCGCAUGCAGAACCCGGACGUAGGACCCUGCCGCACUGCGACAGCUCUGCUGGCAGAGACGCCAUACGGAACCCUAACGCACCUGUCAUCUACCUGAGGGUGGCAGCACUGGCGGCAUACCGGCCGCCACGAGCUUCUGCCGGCAGGCCUGCCAACCUGGCGGGGCUGGCAGUGAAUCACAAGCCUGCUUAUGGGCGCUGCCGCACCAGGACGCAAGCAGAAUUUGCAAAUUUUUUUCCGUCCUACUCCACGUAG
Molecule: messenger RNA, 1545 nt
Organism: Schistocerca serialis cubense
Lineage: Eukaryota; Metazoa; Arthropoda; Insecta; Orthoptera; Acrididae
Exons: 7
Coding region: 1-1545 (514 amino acids)
Source: RefSeq, a predicted model, not a curated record